GGGGCAAAAAACAAGUGAGCCAGUUGAAAAUGUAAGAGGAUUUAAUUUCGCAGCCACUAAAAAGAGAUUAAGUCGACAGCAGUGGAAGUUAAAUUGUGCUGCAUAUAAAAAAAAUGGGCGGAUUGGUCUUUAGAUGAGAGAGUGGUACCACCUUCCAUUCUAAAAUAAAAUUGCCCUGGCAUGAAGUCACAGCCUAUUUCACAUCCGGUUUACCCAGGGACAUAUUACUAUUGUCCUGGUAAAGUAAAGCUUUAUUUGGCUGCAAUAUCAGUAUUUACAGUCGAUUUUGUAGUUAGAUAACCAAUUUGUUGGGGACUGAGAAGAGUUUAACCCCCCACACAAAUGAAUAGUGCGCGAGACCUGCGCAUACUCAGCAUCGUCAGCAGCCGUUUCUCCAGCCUCAAGCUCAAAUUCGGCAGUAGAUCGGAGAUCUUUGAGGAUUUUUCUCAUUGAAUCCGUGUAAAAAAAAAGAUGUACAUAAAAGUUUGAGGACACGACAGCCUCGAAUAUCUCUGGUAUAUCGCUUGACUGACCAUUCUCCAACCAUGGGUGGACGGACAGGAACGGUCAUACUAUGUGUCUGGGCCUGUUUGCUGAUGGCCAAUGUGCUUUGUGGGAAAAGCUCUGGACAGAAUGGCCAGACGGAUGAGCAGAAAGACAACACUACAGUGUUCACCCGGAUCCUAGACCGUCUCCUGGAUGGCUAUGACAAUCGUCUCAGACCAGGGUUGGGAGAGCGUGUAACUGAAGUCAAGACUGACAUUUUCGUGACGAGUAUUGGGCCCGUCUCGGACCAUGACAUGGAAUACACCAUCGACGUGUUCUUUCGUCAAAGCUGGAAGGACGAGCGGCUAAAAUUUAAAGGUCCAAUGUCUGUUCUCCGUUUGAACAACCUAAUGGCUAGUAAAAUCUGGACCCCUGACACAUUCUUUCACAAUGGCAAGAAGUCUGUGGCCCACAACAUGACUAUGCCCAACAAACUCCUACGAAUCACCGAGGAGGGAACUCUGCUCUACACUAUGAGACUGACAGUAAGGGCGGAGUGUCCCAUGCACCUGGAGGACUUCCCCAUGGACGCCCAUGCUUGUCCACUGAAGUUUGGCAGCUAUGCUUACACCAGAGCUGAGGUUGUGUACGUGUGGACGAGAGGGGCAGCCCAGUCUGUCGUGGUGGCUGAAGAUGGCUCUCGGCUCAACCAGUAUGAUCUGAUGGGGCAAAGUGUGGACUCUGGGGUUGUCCAGUCCAGCACAGGAGAGUAUGUUGUCAUGACGACACACUUCCAUCUGAAGAGGAAGAUUGGUUAUUUUGUCAUCCAGACGUACCUGCCCUGCAUCAUGACAGUAAUCCUAUCCCAAGUGUCGUUCUGGCUCAACAGAGAGUCCGUCCCAGCCAGGACUGUGUUCGGAGUGACAACUGUGCUGACCAUGACCACCCUCAGUAUCAGCGCUAGGAACUCUCUCCCAAAAGUGGCCUACGCCACAGCCAUGGACUGGUUCAUUGCAGUCUGCUAUGCUUUUGUCUUCUCUGCCCUCAUUGAGUUUGCUACAGUGAACUAUUUCACAAAGAGGGGCUAUGCCUGGGACGGAAAAAGUGUGGUGCCAGAGAAGCAAAAGAAGAAGAAGGAGUCUCUCCUGAAGAAGAACAACACCACCGCCUACACCGCCGCCACUGCCACAGCCUUCGCUCCAAACAUUGCCAGGGACCCUGGUUUGGCCACCAUUGCCAAAAGCGCACCCCCUCCCCCCACCGAGCCCAAGGAGGAGCCCAAGCCCAAGCCACCAGAGGCCAAGAAGACCUUCAACAGCGUCAGCAAGAUCGACAGGAUCGCCAGAAUAGCCUUCCCGUUACUCUUCGGAACCUUUAACCUGGUCUACUGGGCAACUUACUUGAAUAAAAAGCCCAAGUUACAGGGGAUGACCCCGGGAUCCCACUAAUCCCAACCCCCCCCCCCCUUCUCUUUUUUUCCGAAUGUUUAUUUUCAGAAACAUGGUGUCCAAGCCGGUUGAGUUCCCAGUCGCCACAUUGCUUCAAUGUUACAUACUGUACCUUCUAAAAUGUAAAAAAGAGAAAAGGUUUUAGGAUCAGAGCAAUGUGAUGACUAUAAUGGGAAUGGUUUUGGGAGGGAGAGAUUAUGCUACUAAAGAAAAUAUGCUAUAAAUAAUACAUGAUAUACGCAAGAGAAUGCUAUUCUACAAAUUCACAUAGCCCAACAAUUUAUAAAGAUCUAUUCUUUGUUUUAGUUUUCUGAUAUAUGUUCAGUUGUUGUUUUGCAUUAGAUCAUUGCCACUGUAAAAUAUGUUUUUUUUUUUUUGUUGCAUGGACUGGGAAUUUUUCUUCUCAAAGACCAAUCAACAUUUGACUGAUGGCCUAGUUUCUUUGAUAUCAGUGACAAAAUGCUACCUGCAAUCUCUGUCAAAUAUUCUUCCAUUCUCUGUCGUUGAUGUUUUGGGGUUGUUCAUUUCCUUUGUUGAAAGAAUCAAGAUAGGGGUUCAGCAAUAGCAAUAAAACAUGUCUCAGUGGAAGCAAUGUCAUUCAUUCAUGGGUUUUAAGAAGAGGAUAGAAACGAUUCAGUCAUGUAUGUGCAACAUUAUGAAUACAAUUUAUUCCGUUUUAUUGUAAAUAGUAUCAAGUGUUAGAGAUGUCAAUAUUACGUUUAAGCUUUUGCAAAAGUGUAACUAAAGGGUAUUAAUAUUCAACACGUGGCAGAGAACAGUUUCUUUUUUUUUUUACUGUUUAUGAAACGUUUAAAAAAAAUACGUUUGUAUGAACGAGAGUAUUCACUAGUUCACUCCUAAGUGACAGUUCCUUACCAAGUCAGUGUUCCACCGAUGGCUGGUCAACAUUGCCAGUGGUUAUAAUUGAAAUAUAAGUUCAUAUCUAUUCAACUAAAUCCCAUAGCUAUGUACACACUAACAACAACAAUGUGUCAAAGUCUGGGGCGGGUUACUAAAUGAGUAAGAAUGUAAAACUGUCAAAUCUAAAUGUCGGAAUGCAUUUUAUAUUUCGAAUUUAAAAAACACUAUUAUUAUUUACUUUGGUUUCUGGUUUCUAUGGCAUAGAAGAGCCCCUAGAGGGUCAUUUCUACAGGGCCCAGAGGACUGUCAGCAGCAUUGUUUAGUUUCUAAGAGGGCUGCCAGCAGUAAGCAUUGCAACGGGCGGGCGGUGGCAAAUGCAUUGAGAGUGAAGAGCAGUGCCUUUUACAUUUUCAGGGUUUAACUAGGGAUUGGCUACUCUCUUGAUUCAUGGCACUAAGUUUUACAUCCUGCUCUAUGUCCGUGACCCUGUGAAGGCGCCGUGGUUCCCAUCUUCUGUUGACGAUGUUUUAGACAACACUCAGAAAGUACCAGCUACACUGCCUUCAGUCUCACAUGCCGUUAGGGGAAUGUUCAUUUUUGACUGCAUUUGUUGCUGCUUGAUGUUGAUGGGAGAGAACACAGAGGCAUCAAACGUGAUGGGCUAGUGCUGUGUCCUACACACAGGAAAUGUCUUGUAGUUCUAUGAUAGUAUCGAAUACCUAUAUUUUUGUAGCAUGAUAUCAAUCCCUCCUCCGAGAGACCCAACAGGUACUAAACCGAACAUGUUAAAAAAUAUAUUGUUGCUUUCUUUUCAUUGAUUUUAUUUUUCCACAUUCAAACAUACACAAAGAGAUGUUUUCUCAGAUGUGGAAAGUUGAAGUUAAUUGUCCUCAAAUUAUGUUAAUGUAGCAAUAUCGAUUAGCAAGGGCUUUUAAAAAAAAUCUGCAUUCUCCGGGGUGAUAUCCAUAGCUUUAUGUUGAUCUCAGUAAUCAUAGUUCCUUGUGCAGCGUCGGUAUCCAAAACCUCUUUGGAAUAACGGUCACGGGCUUCAUGUCUUUAUUGUUUUCAAGCCGUCAGCACUCAAUUUGCUUUCAGAAAACCAUGAUCCAAAUUGAGAGUGGGGGCAAUGUAUGGCAUGGGUUGUGGUGUUUUUACAAUAAAUGGGAAUUGGAGUACUGGACAUUGUGCAGUGGUGACGAUAUCUCUGGACUGUGUAGACUGACUAGUGUGUAUUGUAGAUCAGUGCACAGGGGUGAGAAGGUUAGAGCAUCCCAGAGGGAGAAGGAGAGAGUCGGUUGCAUUAUGACCGAUUGACAGGAUCUGCUGCUGGAGAUAGAAGGCUUUCAGUAUGCAAGUGCACACAAGUCCUGUGCGAAAUGUAUAAAUUAUAAAUAUUUAGAUAUUUCAAUUUAAACCUAUUGUAUGGAUGUUUACUAUCAUGACGAAAAAAGGAUAAAUAAUAUACAUAAUGCAUAUAUGACUAUUUAAUAGAAAAAUGCUAAAUAUUGUUUGUACCAACCUAUUGUUAGGCAUUUUUCACAUUAGAAGCGUCCUUUACAUUCACGUAGUCCGCUUUGUGCUAUCCAAGGACAGCUUUGAAACACGUUAAUUAGCCUCGUUCCCUGACCCCUGUGUUUUCAAAUUAACAAGGUCUUGUAAAAAGCUUAACUCUUUAAUCAACCAUGCAUCCUUAGACUUUUAACCAUAUUUCUGCUGGGUAAUCGUGAAUUACUCUUCUUUAUUUUUGAUGUACAGGUCGAUCUAUUGAUGGGGAGAUGGCUUUGAUGGCUUUUUUUUUAUGGCAAUAAAUGGAGUCAAUGGAAAAAACAGAAAAGUACUGUAUAUUAAGUUCACAUGAAUAAUUCUAUUUGAGGAUUUGCUAAUAAUCAGUGAUGAUAAAUUACUAAGUGGAUAAAUAAAUGUUUUUCUUUUUCCCUUUAGCUUUAAAGAUAGCAAAAUCAAAGAAGAGUUUCUAUAUAUUGUUUGCUAAUUAAAACCUCAGCUAAAAUACACUUCCUGCCACUCAGAGUGGAAAGUGGGCCUCCACCAGUUGUUGUUAUUUUUCCAUACUCAUUUAGGAAGGCAUUGUAUCUGUUCCAGAGCACUGGCUGUGGAAUCUGUGGCACAUUUGCAAACAUGAGCUUCCAAGCCCUUCUCCUUUCACAUACAGCAGCUGUAACAUGUAUAUAAAUGCAUCGCAAACCAAUCCCCUAUGUUGGAGACCAAGUAAUCCCCCAUUUAGAACUGUUGUUCUGGACAGUACUUGCUUUUCAAAGUUGGGUCUUUGAUCAAUGUUAGGUACUUGUGGGAGUUUUUUGUUUUCUUGUGUUUUUAUUUAUCAGGCAUAAAAAAAAUAACUAUUAAUUUAGAAAUAAAACCUCAUUUUUUUAAAGCACAAAUGUUGAAGAUAUAUAAUGGGUGAGGGGUAAAACACAUCCACACUCACUGAUAUGUGUUUGUGGUAUAUAUAAUGUAUGAUGCAAGCCAAACGAUGAUGGAGAUGGGGUAGUAUUCUGUUGGAUUGGGUGGAAAGGUAUACCUUCUGUAAAUGUUUGGUUUUGUUAUGAUAUGGCCCUCUGUAGAAUCUGAUUCUCUGCAUAAGUCUUUAAAUAAAAGAGAGGAAAAAAGUCAUGUUGACAUUUUUAUCAAUGUGUAAUAAAUUGAAUUAUAAAAAUGCCAACACAUCA
This is a messenger RNA of Oncorhynchus kisutch (coho salmon), 5482 nucleotides long. It is a transcript of the gene gabra1, whose product is annotated as gamma-aminobutyric acid type A receptor subunit alpha1. NCBI's taxonomy places the organism in Eukaryota, Metazoa, Chordata, Actinopteri, Salmoniformes, Salmonidae. Gene Ontology annotation, biological process: monoatomic ion transmembrane transport. The record is from RefSeq and is a predicted model, not a curated record. The transcript has 10 exons. Gene Ontology annotation, molecular function: extracellular ligand-gated monoatomic ion channel activity; GABA-A receptor activity. Gene Ontology annotation, cellular component: membrane. The coding region runs from base 546 to 1934 and encodes 462 amino acids.